AUGCCCAUCUUACAAAAGUCGUUGAGGGAGAGUCCACAAGUCAUCAUAAACACAGUCAGCUUAUAUGAGCAAACUCAGAAUGACAUUCAAAAAGCAGUGCCAUGUAUUCCAGAUACAACCACAACACAAGAUUCUGAGGAUAAAAAACUUGACGUGGGCAACAUUGCUGAAAAGAAUUUCAAGUUGGAUAUACAAACCGAGCUGCCUUUCAAAUCAUCUCCAUUGGUUUGGUUCAAAGAGCCCCCACACUCUAGCCAGUCUACCAAGAAUGAAGCCAAGGUUGAUGCCAAAUCAAGUUUACCGCAAAAAAAAUCUGCUCUUCAACAGUACUGCAAAACAAUUGUACACAUUCUCCGACGCAAUGAGAAGCAUCAUGACAAGAAAUUCACAAAUGAAAAUCUCGACAAACAAACAAAAGUUACUUCUACAUCUAGUCUACACACUGUCGAUCAGUCACAAAGUGGCAUUACAGACAGCUCUAAUCCAUGUAUAUCCUCGCUAGAUUCACUAUCGGCUACAGAUGAUGUGGAUGAAGCUUCAUUGCAGCAACCAGAUGAUCCAAGGGUGAUUUCUUCGCGUCUACAAAAGCCUGAUUCAGAUGUGGGCGAAUCUUCCAAAAAUAACCUCACCAAAAAAGUUAUCAAAUAUUUUCGAGGAAACCAACUUAAUCAUCACAACGACCGCACUGGACAGUUUAUGCUUGAUGAAAACACGGAUGAUCCUGAUUUGCAAGCCGCACUCGCAAUCAUCCGUGAUUAUAUGAUUGCUUCAUCUGAACAAGAGCCUUCACUGCAACUUAAAACGUAUCAAGAUCUGGUAAAAAAGGUUUACAAGUUGGUUAAAAGUGCAAAAAAGAGGAUCAAGAGUACAGUAAAGCAUGUCGGAACAUCACAUGGCUGGGCCAACUCUGGACCGAUAAAAAAUGAUCUGAUUUCCGAUCCCGGUAUCAACCUGUUUGUAGAAAGUGUUGAAAAACGAUUAGAACAAGAGGAAUUUUUUCAUCAAACGCUUGCUGUACAUAGAGCUGGUGUCUCUGCUUACACUGUAGAAAUUGAACCUGUUCGCGUGCCAAAAUAUGGUGGUAUGCUGGAACAGCGUAUUUUUGACUCCAAGGUAAACGCUGGUAUACCAACCAGUAUCAAAACCAAUGCCUUUGAAAAGCAAACCUCAGAGAAACUUAAAGGAAGAUACUGUGAUAUUGAUAACGGCGAGGAUGACGCAGUAUCACUCAGAAAUGAUGAUGAUGAUGACACCAACGAUGUUGUUUACGGCACAUCCAAGUAUCGAGUAAUUGAUUUGAUCAAAUCCAAAGAUCUUACUUUUGACGAUUUGAUGCUUGAUGCCAAGCGUGUUUCUCAAAACGUACUUGCUGGACAAUCGGAAUCAACUCUUGCAUACACCUCUUCAAGAGGAUCGCUGGCUAUUCCUAUUUCAGAGGGCCAGCGAUCCAGUAAAAGCUAUUAUCAACUUAGUUUAGAACGCAAAAAAAGCUUAAACAGCAACAAUCGACUAAACAGUGCAAGUAUGUUUUUAAAAGCAUUUCCCAGCUGUGAUCGCAUUUGCAACCAACCUACAAAGUUUAGCAGUGCUGUGAUGGACUGUGAAAAAACCACUCUGGAUUUUGACUCUACCUUGCCUGCUGUAAAACCUCCCAAGCAUGCGCAUACAGAUGACAAGGAACCUGAGUCAAAAAUUACUCAACCCAAUGCUAACUCGGCUUCAUCAUUUACAAAAAGUCCCUCCAGAUUUGUGUUGGAACCAGCUGGUAAUCAGCCUGGAAUUGAUGUGGAUAAUUUACUCACUCGUAUAUUGGGUGACGAUGAUUUUAAACGUACGCUUGUCGGCCCUCAUCUUUUUAACCGCGAAGCACAUCCAAAUCUGUUUGGCGAAGAGUCUGGUGCACCAUUGAUGUCUGAACACGAUCAAUUCUACUCUCACAAAAACGAUAUGUCAUCCCACGUAGACGAGAGUGAUGCUGACAACGAGUCUAUUUGCUCUUUUGUGGAUCGUGGUCCUACUUGGCGCGACUUUAAACAUUUUUCUCAAAAGUUGGAGCCAUCUUAUGAGGAUGAAAAUGUUGCCAGUGGGUUAGAUCGAGUCGGCCUGAUUGAUUAUGAUUCUGAUGAAGACGAUGUAAUGCAAAGCCACCCACUGCAGAGAUCUAAUAGCGAGUCUUGCGACUUGUUUGAAUUGGAGCUUUUGUUUGAACAGCAUCGUAAACGAAACAGGGCAGCCUAUAAGAGCGGACACAGUGACUUUUCCUCAAAUUUGAAGCCAAACGGCCAGUCAUUUGAUCAAACUGCUCCAGCGGUGCAACUUGGACCUGCUCAGCUAGGAGCAGUGAGUGCAGCAGCCGAUGAGUAUCUACGACAGUCUCGUAUGAAUCCAACAUCAAAUAUAGUCAAUGCACUAGGCACAUCUGUAACUGGUGCCAAUACGACACGAUGGCAUAUGCAGUAUCCAUUGAGGUCAUCUGAAUCUGCUAUUGAGAGUCUAUCCGCCAAACGGCUACGUAGCAGUGCAGGCAUGAAAUCGAUUGACAAUUUUCUCUGUAGUCAAGAGGCAGCAACUACUUUGGACAAUGUUCCAGAAAACACAUGGGAUGAUCUUGCAGGUGUAACAAACUUGUCCCGUACUGCUGAAUUUAAAAGUCUUAUAGGAUAUAUAUUUGGAGAUCAGAAAAAAGGUGCUGCAAACGACCAACUGAAUAGUGAUGUAUGUGUAGAUGGAUACGGCGCAGAUGAAAUGAUCCCACUUGAUUGUGAUUAUCCUGUAUUGUCAGAGACCGAUGGCAUGACCGAUUCUGAUAAUGAAAGUGAAGCAGCCGCCAACAAUCGAAGAUACACUUACGAAGAAUUAUGGCCAACAACUGAGGCUGAAAUGCGUGUAUGUCAAGAACUUGACUCGUCAUUAUCACUGGAUGAAGAGGUCAAUAUGCUCAUGUGUACAGAAAAUCUCCAACAAGAAUUAUCCGAAGCACUUGCAACCAACUUAGUUCAUCAAAACCAAUAAAUAUAUCUCUCAUC
Molecule: messenger RNA, 3026 nt
Organism: Batrachochytrium dendrobatidis JAM81
Lineage: Eukaryota; Fungi; Chytridiomycota; Chytridiomycetes; Rhizophydiales
Exons: 2
Coding region: 1-3012 (1003 amino acids)
Source: RefSeq, a predicted model, not a curated record